Molecule: messenger RNA, 1527 nt
Organism: Aureobasidium pullulans EXF-150
Lineage: Eukaryota; Fungi; Ascomycota; Dothideomycetes; Dothideales; Saccotheciaceae
Product: nucleoside phosphatase GDA1/CD39
Exons: 2
Coding region: 1-1527 (508 amino acids)
Biological process (GO): nucleoside diphosphate catabolic process; protein N-linked glycosylation
Cellular component (GO): membrane; Golgi apparatus
Molecular function (GO): UDP phosphatase activity; GDP phosphatase activity
Source: RefSeq, a predicted model, not a curated record
AUGAAUCAAGGUCAGCGUAUGCGGUACAUCAAGACGGGUGGCAUUGUUGCUCUCGUCUUGUUCGUACUCUACUACUUGUUGCCCGGCUCGACACCGUCAGUAGGAAAGUUCCCCGGCGGCGAUGUUGCCUCAGACCCGUCUGUCGGCACUGCGAAAUGCACCCGCUCAUACUCGGCCAAUAAGCCUUUGAUCCAAUACGCUCUCAUGGUCGAUGCCGGCAGCACUGGCUCGCGCAUUCACGUCUACCGCUUCAACAACUGCGGUCCUACCCCCGAACUCGAGAAUGAAGACUUUAAAAUGACCGCUACAAAGGAAGGAGGCUCCGGGCUGAGCUCCUACGACUCGGACGCUGAGGGCGCCGCAAAGAGCUUGGAUAUGCUGCUUGAAGUCGCCAUGAAGAACGUCCCCGACAAGUUGAAGGGCUGCACUCCGAUUGCCGUCAAGGCCACGGCUGGUCUGCGCAAGCUCGGUCCUGAGAAGAGCAACGCCAUUCUGAAGGCGGUGCGCAAUCGUCUCGAGACCGUCUACCCCUUCCCCGUCGUCAGCGAGGCAAACGGUGGUGUCGAGGUCAUGGAUGGCAAGGACGAAGGUGUCUACGCCUGGAUCACCACCAACUACCUCCUGGGCAAGAUUGGUGGUCCUGAUAAGAACCCCACUGCCGCUGUCUUCGACCUUGGUGGUGGUAGCACUCAGAUCGUUUUCGAGCCCACUUUCGCUCAGGCCAAGGAUGGUGGUAUGCCCGAGCAGUUGGCUGAGGGUGACCACAAGUACAAGCUCUCUUUCGGCGGCCGCGACUUCACCCUGUACCAACACUCAUACUUGGGCUACGGUCUUAUGGCUGCCCGUGAAAACCUGCACAAGGUCGUCAUUGACAAUAUGCACAAGGCAAACCCCGACUCCAAUGCCUGGCUGAGCAAGCCCGUCCUGAAUCCCUGCCUUAUUCCAGGCACCACUCGUGAGGUCAAAGUUCCCCUCGGUGAGGGCCACGCUCUUGGCACAUCUGUCACGGUUAACAUGACUGGUCCUACUACUGGCUCUGCGCCUCAAUGUCGCGCUAUUGCCGAGCUGACUCUGAAGAAGGAAAAGAAGUGUACCAUCUCUCCCUGUGCCUUCAACGGCGUUCACCAGCCAUCGCUGUCCAAGACCUUUUCCCGAGAGGACGUUUACCUCUUUAGUUAUUUCUACGACCGUGCCCAGCCUCUGGGUAUGCCCGAGUCUUUCACACUUUCCGAGCUCAAGGAUUUGACCGCUCGUGUCUGCGAGGGACCCAAGAGCGAUUCCAAGGCUUGGGAUGUGUUCAAGCCCAUCGAUGGCGCUAUCAAGGAGCUCCAAGGCCGUCCCGAGACCUGCCUGGAUUUGAACUUUAUGGUAGCGCUUUUGCACACUGGAUAUGAGAUGCCCAUUGAUCGCGAGGUCAAGAUUGCCAAGAAGAUCAAGGGCAAUGAGUUGGGUUGGUGUUUGGGUGCCAGUCUUCCCCUUCUCAGCCAAGAAAGUGGAUGGAAGUGCAAGAUUAGCCAGGUCGCAUAG